CUCACUCAUCCUGACUUUUUCCCUCUCUCGCUUCCCUCUGCUGAUAAUUUGCAUGGAGAAAAGGAAAGGAUUGCUAAUUCGAUUACAACGAUGGAUUAAUUAUAUUGAUUGGGAAAUAGAUCGCUAAUUAAUUUCAUGUGUAAUUCGUUUACACUAUUUAGAUUGGCUAAUUCGGCAGUGGAGCUAUUUUCGAUCUGGACUAGAGAGUUUUUCUGUGUGUUUUCUGGUUGAAUUAGGGAUUGUGUAUUAUUCAUUUGCUGGUAAAUUAGCUCUCUAUCUGUUGUUUGUUUGUGUUGGUGAUUGUAUUUGUAUUCAAUUAGUGUUUUGUUUGUGAUUAGUUGGGAGGAGUGUGGAUUUGAAUGUUGAGCUUGAGUUUAUCAUAAUGGGAGACUGGUACUGAGUAUUAUGUAUAUGAUGUAUCAGUGGAGCUGAAAGUGAUUUAGGAUUGCACGGAUAUUUUUUGUUCUCAAUAUUUUUCCUUAAAUGUUUAAUUGGAGGUUAUUUGGUGUAUAUCAGGCUUAAUAGGGACGGAUUGUAAAUAAAUUAUGUAGGAUCUACUUUUUAUUGUCAAACUUUGGUUAUUAGGGAUCCAUAUAUGUAGUCUUGAUUACAGGUUGUUCGUGUUUUUGUUUUUUCGGUUGUUUUUAUUUGCUUAUAUCAGAAUGUACCGAUCUGGUUGUUUUUAUUUGAUUGUAAUUUCGAAAGUCUUCAUGCAGUGCUGAUUCAGUGAAGGAAUAUGACCUUUAAAUUUUCGUGUCUCUAAUGUUUCUGACUCUGUGUAUUUAUACAGGACUGUGUGUAUUUAACUAUUUAUACAGAUUACCCUUAUUUUUUCUAGUCCAGCUUGUUGUUUGAUUCAUGUUUAUGUUUAUGCAUAGGCCAGAUGGUAUGUGUACUUGUUAUACUAUGCACAUUUACUGUUUGAUUCGAACACAUUAUUAAGAUGAGACGCUUAUGGUGGAUACUGUAUAAAUAUGAACAGUGUGCGCAUAUGCUUUAGAUGGCUGUUACCAUUCUUCCUCUUGCCUAUAUCAUAUGCAGUGAUGCAAUUAGGCUUUAUUUUCUCUGUUAUCAUGUGUCUGUAGGUGUGUUUGUUUUGUGUUUCUAAGCCUUGUUGUAUGUCAAUUUCCAGCUUACUUGCACAGUAAUUGAUGUAACUUUGUCUAGUGGGUUAGAUGGGUUAGAAAACAUUUUCAAAUAUGAACAGUUCAAAUACCUUUUUAAUGCAUUUCCCAAUGAUUCUUUUGCCCCUCAUUUGUGAUAAUUAAUUUAUGUGCAUGCAUACACCGGUACUUACUCAUUUUCUCUUCCAUCUUUGUUGCAGAAGGUGCUUUUGUUGUUUAUGUGGCCAUUCAAAAGGUCCAAUAUAUCUGCCAAUUGCCACUUUGAUGAGCUUACAGUGCAUGCUUAUGAAUAUAAUUUAUCUGAUAAAAUUGCUAGUAAACAUAUUUGGACAUUUUUGUUUGCUUGUAUGCAACUUCUGGCAAAAUGGGCUCCAAAGGAAGGCUGCUAUUUGAUCUUAAUGAACCACCUGCUGAAAAUGAGGAUGAUAAUAAUAAUGAUAGUGUUAUUUGCUUCCAGCCUCAGAGGGCUAUCCCUUCGAUUACUGCACCAACUGACUUGUUUGUGGCAUCUGCGGGUCCUCAAGGCAUAGUAAAUAACAAUGCUUUCUCCCAUGCUUCUUCUGUAUCUGGUUUCCAGCCUUUCGUCAGGUCUAAAGUUGUUCAGGGACCUGAUGUUUCUGAUGAAAAAAAGAGUUUCAUUGAUGUGCUUACCAAUGUUGCUCCUUCAUCCAAGUCGAGUAAUGGCCAGGCUAUGAAGGCCUCACCAAUUGUACAAUCAGGUUUAGAUGUUCAGGAUGCGGAGAAGGAAGAAGGGGAAUGGUCUGAUGCAGAGGGCUCAGAUGGUGCUUACAAAAGAAAUGGUCUUCGCGAAGAAUCAACUGGUGCUACUGAUGAACAGGCUUUGGAGAAAAGCACAGUUGAGAUGAUUGAGAACAAUGUCCAUGCUCCAGGUGUUGAUACUAUAUCUCCUAAUCAUGAUGUAAAGAAUGAAAAUGGUGGCCCUUGGGAGAAGAAUCCAGAAACAAAUGAUAACAAAGGUGAUGCAUCCAUGGAUGGUUCGGAAGAAUCUGCUCCUGUACCAAAACAAAGAGAAGUUAAAGGAAUUGAAGCUAAUCAUGCAUUGAAGUAUGGAAAUAGUAUUGGAAAGCGUCCUAAGCUGGACCAGCAUAAGGAAGCAAUGUUAGGGAAGAAGCGCAGCAGGCAGACCAUGUUUCUCAAAUUAGAAGAUGUUAAGCAAGCUGGUGUUUUGAAGUCCUCGACUCCUAGAAGGCAGAUUCCUGCACCAACUAUAAUCCGGACUAUGAAAGAAACCUGCCCUACUCAGGGAUCUGCUGAACGUGGGGAUAAGCAAAGUCAGCCUGUAGUUAGAGAUGCGAAACAAGCUGAUCUGUUGAGCAAUGAAGGAAAUAGUUUUGUGGAGUCAAAUGAGUGUAAGUCUGAGAGUAAUGAUGACCAUAGUUCUGGCUCUACUGGAGCUCAUAGGAAGUUCAAUGCUGUGACUGAUGCUUUAUCAGAAGGACAAACACCACUGUUUCGGAAGCUGCCUCCUGACACAAGGCAACAUAAGAAUUCGCAGUUCACUGGUAGGAAACCAGCUAUUACCAGCCAGAAUUUGGUUGAUUCUAAAUUAGCUACUAAAAAGCUACCUACCAAGAAGCAAACUUCCAUAAGCAACCAGUAUCAAGAUUCUUCAGUGGAACGCCUUCUGCGUGAGGUUACAAAUGAAAAAUUUUGGCAUCAUCCAGAGGAAGAGGAGCUUCAACGUGUUCCGGGUAGCUUUGAUUCAGUUGAGGACUAUAUCAGGGUAUUUGAGCCCCUGCUUUUUGAAGAAUGCCGGGCACAGCUUUAUAGUACCUGGGAGGAGUCAUUAGAAACAGUUCCAAAUCAUGUUAGGGUAUGCAUAAAAAGCAUUGAACGACGGGAAAGAGGAUGGUUUGAUGUGAUUCUUACUCCACCACAUGAAUACAAAUGGACAUUCAAAGAAGGAGAAGUUGCAGUUCUUUCAUCCCCCAGGCCCGGAGCAGUUCAUAUUAGGAGGAAUAAUAGUUCCAUGGCUCUAGAAGAUGAGGAGAAGCCUGAAGUUAGUGGCCGUGUAGCUGGGACAGUCAGGAGAUAUAUACCUAUUAAUACCAGAGAGUACACUGGGGCAAUCCUUCACUUUUAUGUUGGAGAUUUAUAUGAUUCUAACAGCAAGAUCGAUGAUGACCAUAUUCUGCGGAAGCUCCAUCCUGGGGCUGUAUGGUACCUGACUCAGCUUGGUUCUCUCGCAACCACACAGCGGGAAUACGUUGCUCUGCAUGCAUUUCGUCGUCUUAAUAUGCAGAUGCAGAAUGCUAUUCUUCAGCCCAGUCCAGACCAGUUCCCAAAAUAUGAAGAACAGCCACCUGCUAUGCCUGAUUGCUUUACUUCAAACUUUGUUGAACACCUUCGUAGAACUUUUAAUGGACCCCAGUUAGGUGCGAUUCAAUGGGCUGCAACACAUACAGCUGCUGGUACAUCAAAUGGCAUGACAAAGAAAUCAGAGCCAUGGCCCUUUACUUUGGUCCAGGGUCCUCCCGGCACCGGUAAAACGCAUACUGUUUGGGGAAUGCUUAAUGUGAUCCACCUCGUCCAGUACCAGCACUACUAUACAGCAUUGCUAAAGAAACUGGCACCUGAAAGCUAUAAGCAGAUUAAUGAGGCCAACUCAGACAGUGUGGCCUCUGGUUCUAUUGAUGAAGUUCUGCAGAGUAUGGAUCAGAAUCUAUUCCGGACACUUCCAAAACUUUGCCCAAAGCCCAGAAUGCUCGUGUGUGCUCCUUCAAAUGCGGCAACUGAUGAGUUGCUUUCACGUGUGCUUGACCGUGGAUUUAUUGAUGGAGAAAUGAAGGUUUAUCGACCCGAUGUUGCUCGAGUCGGUGUGGAUUCUCAGACUAAAGCUGCUCAGGCAGUUUCUGUGGAACGAAGGACCGAGCAACUUUUAUCCAAAAAUCGUGAUGAGGUCCAUGGAUGGAUGCACAGUUUGAGGAUUCGUGAAAAUCAGUUAUCUCAGCAAAUUGCUUGCCUUCGAAGAGAACUUAAUGCUGCUGCAGUUAAUGGACGUGCACAGGGAUCUGUUGGUGUUGAUCCUGAUGUUCUUCUGGCAAGAGAUCAAAACCGAGAUGCAUUACUCCAAAACCUUGCGGCGGCUGUAGAAAAUAGAGAUAAAACUCUGGUUGAGAUGUCCCGACUUCUCAUUGUGGAAGCUAGAUUUCGAGCUGGUAGUAACUUUAAUUUGGAGGAAGCACGAGCAAAUCUGGAGGCAAGUUUUGCCAAUGAAGCUGAAAUUGUUUUCACCACUGUCUCGAGUAGUGGACGCAAGUUGUUCUCUCGUCUAACUCAUGGCUUCGACAUGGUUGUCAUUGAUGAAGCAGCACAGGCUAGUGAAGUGGCAAUUCUACCUCCACUUUCUCUUGGUGCAGCUCGUUGUGUUCUUGUAGGGGAUCCCCAGCAGCUACCGGCCACUGUUAUUAGUAAGGCAGCCGGAACCCUGCUGUAUAGUAGAAGCCUGUUUGAGAGGUUUCAGCAGGCAGGCUGCCCAACAAUCCUUUUAUCUGUGCAAUAUAGAAUGCAUCCUCAUAUUAGGGAUUUUCCUUCGAGACACUUUUACCAAGGUCGUCUUACAGACAGUGAGAGUGUCAUUAAUUUGCCAGACGAAAAAUAUUACAAAGAUCCUCUACUGAGGCCUUAUAUCUUUUUUGAUAUCAGUCAUGGGCGUGAGUCCCAUCGGGGGAGUUCCGUGUCUUAUCAAAAUACCCAAGAAGCACAGUUUUGCGUUCGUUUAUAUGAGCACCUUCAGAAGUCUAUAAAAUCAUUGGGCAUUGGGAAAGUGUCUGUUGGCAUCAUUACUCCAUAUAAGCUGCAGUUGAAAUGUCUCCAAAGGGAGUUCAAGGAUGUUCUGAAUUCAGAUGAAGGAAAAGACAUCUAUAUUAAUACAGUGGAUGCGUUCCAAGGCCAAGAACGUGAUGUCAUAAUUAUGUCUUGUGUGCGCGCAUCGAGUCAUGGAGUUGGGUUCGUUGCGGACAUCCGUAGGAUGAAUGUUGCUCUUACUCGAGCGAGAAGAGCUCUCUGGGUAAUGGGAAAUGCAAAUGCGCUGGUGCAGUCUGAUGAUUGGGCUGAGCUAAUUGAUGAUUCCAAAGCACGAAGCUGUUACUUAGACAUGGAUUCUCUGCCUAAAGAGUUUAUCCCCGAGACUCCUGCCUAUGGCGCUUUUCCCUCCAAGCUUGCUGGUGGGAGGGGCUUGAGAUCUGGGCCAAGAUAUAGACCAUAUGAUUCGCAAGUAUAGUCCGGAUGUGGCACACCGUUGGAAGAAGAUGGAAAAAUCGAACAUCUUUAAAAUUCCAAGGAAUGGCGCUUAAGGCCAGGUGCAGAUUCGAUGGAUGACUUUGAUCAAUCUACCGACAAAUCUCGAGAUGCCUGGCAACCCGGCAUACAAAAGAAGCAGAAUACCACUGGUAUUCUUGGAAAACGAGAUGUGAAUAUGGUUGUGGUCUUGAAAGUACUAUUCAAAAACCAUUGAUAAAGCCGGUUAGUGCCCAGGAGAGGAAGGGGUUCGAGCGAAUGAACCCAACUUGGGGCAAUGUCAGGAAGAUGGGCUUCGUCGUCAAAAACAUAUCUAUGAAAAACGAGGCUACUUGGUGUGGACCUUUGCGUUUUGGCAAGAUAACAUUGAGCUUGCAGUUCGCUUGGUCACCUCAAUACGUUGCUAGUGUCCGGGUGAGCGAAGUGAAAUCCCUUCCUCAGGUACUGAUUAGAUCUCCUCAUUGAGUUUCUUGAGGUGGAUUAUCUAAUUCGUUUGCAGCUCAACACGUAUCUAGCAACGUAUGACCAUGGUUAAACAGAGCUGUCGGGAACCGGCUCCUCUUUGAUGCGGGGAAAUGGAAUAUAUUUCCAGGAGGGCUGGUGACCGAUAGUCGGAAUCUUACUGCAUAUUCGCAAUGAUCGCCGGAGAUGUGAAUCGGCUUAGUUUUUCCACACCGGAAAAGGCGUUGUAUAGAAUGUAGUUGCGCUAGGAAAAUUCUUUUAAAGAUGAAAAAAGGACUAUCAUAAAAAAAUUUGAAUUAAUCCAAAUGAUUGAUUUCUUUUAGUUACA
Messenger RNA from Salvia splendens (bonfire salvia), 6174 nucleotides. Its product is annotated as helicase sen1. Gene Ontology annotation, molecular function: helicase activity. NCBI's taxonomy places the organism in Eukaryota, Viridiplantae, Streptophyta, Magnoliopsida, Lamiales, Lamiaceae. The record is from RefSeq and is a predicted model, not a curated record. The transcript has 7 exons. The coding region runs from base 1489 to 5367 and encodes 1292 amino acids.